ACAUCUUCCAUGUGUCGUCAAGACAACCACGAGUGGAGCAGAGGUCCCUGAUAAAAAACGAAAUCUAAUCAACAAUGAACGGCAGCAGAGUCAAGCUCGGUUGUCCUCUUCAGACGCCACCUCCAGCCUGACGCCUGCCACCGUCCUCAGCACCAUCUCUGAAUGUGAACGCAGACGUGGCACUGUGUCCGUCUGCCUGCAGCUGACAGAAGAAGACCUGGAGGCCACCAAGCUCGACCCCAGAAAGGUCGAUAAGAACCUGAGGGAAAAUUCUGAUGAGAACUUAAUGGAACAUUCACAGAAACAGUUCAGUUCACAUCCACAAAUCACCAAUCUGCUGUCACAGGCUCUACAGACUAACCAGGUGAACAACUCUGUGUUGACUCAUCACGGAGAACUGGGCGGUGUUGACACUCCUCCGUCCUCCUCCAUCUACCCCCUCCCCAAACAGCAGAACUUGCCCAAGAGACCCACAAGCCUCCACCUUCUCCCCAAAACCAAGGAGACCCUGUCGGCCUCUUCUCGACGGAAGCUGGAGAAGCUCAAGUCGAACCACAGACAGGUGGAAACAGGCGUUGCUAAGAUGAACACGGUGACAGUUGCCGCAGCAGCAGAGCCCCACUUGGUGACCACGGUAAACAGCAACACCAGCACUAGAGGCAGCGUUGCAACUGGAAAAAUUGUCCAGUCCAUAACAGUGGCUGCCAACAGCUACAGUGUGGGGGUCCCCACCCUGGUGACGAACAGUAUGAUCACUGGAGGUCGAACCAACCCAGCAGGACCACAGCUGGAGGACGACAACAGGAUGGAGGAAGAGACGAUCGGAAGAGAAGACAGUCAUCUGAAUCUACUCAACUUCAGUCCUGAUGAAGACGAACCACUGCUGAGGAGAGAACAGCCUCCAGCCAAAAGCCAAGACCUUCCUCAUCAGUCACGAGCAUCAGGACGAGGAUCAAACUCCAACAACAACAACAACAGGAUUGUGUUGGGAGCAGAGGUCAAGAUCCAGGAUUUAGAGGUUAAAGCUGACAGGACGAAGGGUUCAGAGGUCAUUCAGGUCAGAGAAGUCAUCAGUCCCAAACCUGAGCAGAUUUGUGCAACUCCAGUUACACAAGCGCAAGAUCCACCCCCCAAAACCUUAACCCAGGUCGAGGAACCUUUGGCUGCAGAAACCUUUACUGCAAGUGAUCCAGCCUCAGAUCCAGAAGCUCCAGAAUCUCAAGAUUUAGAAGCCGCUGCUCCUAAUGAAGCCUCAGAUCCAGAACCUGCAGCUCUGCAAGUUUCAGCCGUAGAUCAGGUGGAGCAGACCAGAACCAGGAGACCUGAGCGUCCUUGUUCUCUGGACCUGUCCUCGUCCUUCCCCUCUUCAGAAGAUCUGAGUGCUUCAGGAGAGAAAAUAAAACGUCGCGUUAAGACACCGUACACUCUGAAAAAAUGGCGUCCAGCCUCAUGGGUUGUUUCCACGGAUACAGCUCUCGACCCAGACUUUGAGUUCAACACCGAUGGCAUCAGUAGCAGCCACACUCACAUUUAUUCUGGUCUAAAUAGAGCAAGAAGGGUCAUCCCUAAAGUCAAACAGUCAAAAUCCAGCAUGGCUGUGUUUUGGGUUGGAUGUGGAUCCACAGCGGCCUCGUCCUCUGAGCCUGAUGGGAUGAGCAGCUUCUAAUGUCUUCUUGUGUCACCUCUUCUUCUUCCUUCUCUUUUAUUGUGGAAAAUACACUUUGUUGCCCAACUUCUCAAAGUAAACUGAACCCGAACCUGUUUUUUUACAGAAAUCUCGACGGAGGCGAGAUUUGAGGUUUGCUUGAUUGACCUGGAAACCUUUUGAAGGAUUAACUGUUACCUUUUGUUUCGAUCGGACCUCGAACCUUCGGCCUUUAACGUACAAAGUAUCGCGAAAGCCAAUUGAUUUCCAAACUUUGAGAUGAUUGGCUCAUGUUGUAAUUAAUGUUGUGACCUUUACCCGACCAGAGAAAAAACAUCGCCUCUAACCUGUGGUGGCAGAUGUUGAUCCUGCCUGGUUAACGUCUCUGAUGGUGGGAACUUGACGGAUCCUCCUCUGUGGUGGAUGUUUGGGCUCGAUAGAAGAAGAGAAGAAGAAUCUUUUCGAUGAUUGGCUCCUGUUGUGAUUUCUUGCGUAGUUGUUGGACAGUUGAUGGUGGAAGUGUCCUCGGUCCGACCUGAGUGGUUUCACUCACCUGUCGUCACCCGAAGAAUCGGACUCGUGCGUCUUGUAUGUUGUGAAUGUUGCUGCAUGUGGGAGUGACCCUGACCUCCCUGAGACUUUCAGCUCUUUCUGUUGGUGGUGAAGUUAGCAACGCUCUGCAGAUACUUGGACUCCUGCUGUGUAGAUGUGAUGAUUGGCUCGUCAGCGUAACCAAAGAGGAUCGCUCAAAUCAAAUUGUUUUAUGCACUUUAAAGAAAGUCUGUGUCCGUAAACCUUAUGAGGGACGUCUCGUGCAAUUCCAGGAGAAACAAUAGUUUCAAUUCCAAAUGUUUCUUCUCUGUGUCUUUGUCGAAUGUGAUCAAAAGAUUUUUUGCUUCAAAGCCUAAAUGUAGCUAUGCAGUGAGCUCCUCCUGGUGGCGUGUUAACAGAUCAACUCUCUGAGAAUUUCUAUUCCUUUCUUUUGCACUUUGCUUUACGAGCUGCCGCGUGAGGUCUGCUGCACCACGUCAGGAAGGACACAGGAGCUAACGUUUCAGGAAGGACACAGGAGCUAACGUUUCAGGAAGGACACAGGAGCUAACGUUUCAGGAAGGACACAGGAGCUAACGUUCGGAGAAAUAAAAAGAAAGGAAACCUCAGGAAGCUGACGACACUGAGGUGGAACGAUGACGGAGGAGAUGAAGAAAGAGCUGAACUGUCGCAAUGAUGUUUAUAAAGUAGUGGUAGAAUAAGAAAGUUAAUCUGAUUAAAGAAGAGAAUGUUGAUGUUGAUAAAGUUUAUCCACCACAGCACUUUUAUUAUUUUAUUAUUCAUUCAUGUGUUUUAUUUUAUAUACAUUUUAUUUUAAAAUCAUUUUUGUUUUAUUAUAUAUCCACAUUAUACACAACCUGCUUGUCGUCCACUGCCUUAAAAUUAGUGUGAAGUAUUUUUUACUUAUAGUUGAAUUGAAUAAACACACGUGAAGUUUUGGGUAUGAAGUGGAUUCUAUAUAACAAUAUAUCAUUUUUGUUACGUGAACAAGGUUUUUGGAAGAAGAAGAAGAAGUAGAAGUACUUGUGAGUAGUAAUAGAAGUUGAAAAUGUUUUAAAUGCCAAAUUUAUAAAUGAACUUUGGUAUGAAAAAAAAAAGAGAAUCAUAAUUUUCAUCUUUUAUUUAUUCAAACAUAAAAUGAAUAUUGAACAGAAUCAUUUUUAUACAAAGUGAGCGAUCAGCUGAUUUUAUAAAGUUUGGUUUUGUCUUUAUCUUUUAACUACAUGAACAUUCCAUUAAGCCUCAUUAACUUUUUACUUCAUUUUCUUUUCCUGUUUAUUGUUUCAGCUCCUUCAUAUAAAAUAGUUGGGUCAACACGGCCGACGUAGCUAAUCGUUGUCAUUUAUAUCACAUUAUUUUAUUGAAUUGAACUUUCAAUGCUUUUUGUUGGUUUUCUAUUUUCUACUGUUUGUAACAAACAGAAAAUAAA
This is a messenger RNA of Paralichthys olivaceus (Japanese flounder), 3626 nucleotides long. The record is from RefSeq and is a predicted model, not a curated record. NCBI's taxonomy places the organism in Eukaryota, Metazoa, Chordata, Actinopteri, Pleuronectiformes, Paralichthyidae.